Molecule: messenger RNA, 2376 nt
Organism: Alternaria ventricosa
Lineage: Eukaryota; Fungi; Ascomycota; Dothideomycetes; Pleosporales; Pleosporaceae
Exons: 8
Coding region: 1-2376 (791 amino acids)
Biological process (GO): secondary metabolite biosynthetic process
Molecular function (GO): oxidoreductase activity, acting on CH-OH group of donors; flavin adenine dinucleotide binding
Source: RefSeq, a predicted model, not a curated record
AUGCUGCUCCAAAGCGUUUUCUUGCUAUGCUUCACUAUAUCAACACAGGCUCGUACACAUCUCGGACGUACUGCGCAGGCGAUUGAAGCAAGACAACUCAGCAAUGAGACAACGUACGAUUUCAUUAUUGCUGGUGGUGGCAUUGCGGGGCUCACGGUUGCAGACCGUUUGACGGAGAACCCAAAUGUCACUGUACUAGUCAUCGAGUAUGGUCCGUUUGACCAGAGAGAAGAUGGUGUCAUGAUACCUGGCGCCUAUUUCCCGGUGCCUUACCUCUGGCUGCCCUUGAUGAGUACGCCACAAACCGCGCUUGGUGGUAUAUCCUAUGGUGUGCCAUGUGGCAGGGUGGUGGGCGGCGGGUCUGUUGUGAACGCCAUGUUCUUCCAUCGAUCGGAUGCAGAGCUAUACAACGCCUGGGAAGAACUGGGUGCGACUGGCUGGGGUUGGGCUGAUCUGUUUCCGUACUUCAAGAAGAGUGAGACGUUUACAGCACCGGACGCGGACUAUGCAGCUAGUCACAACAUUACCUGGGAUGUUUCCGUACAUGGCUUUGAGGGCCCAGUACAGGCUAGCCACGCUCCUUAUGACUACCCGGGUAGUGCCAAUAUGUACAAUGGAGCCCUGAGGCUAGGUAUCCAGCCAGCCCUGGAUCCCAACAAUGGCCGCGCUCAAGGCAUAUUCCGUCUCCUUCGCUCCGUUGAUCCCAAAACGCAGACGCGUUCUUCAGCUCGAAUCAAUCGCUAUGAUAGGGAUGCGGCGAGGCCAAACUAUCAUAUCCUCUCGAAUACGGCGGUAUCGCGCGUUCUGUUCGAGAAUGUCACCGCUGUAGGCGUGGAGUAUAUUGGUUCGACCAGUGGCGAGAAGCACACUGUCCGAGCGAGCAAAGAAGUCAUCAUAGCUGCUGGAAGCGUUCAUACACCGCAGAUCCUGCAACUUUCUGGGAUUGGCGACGCUGCUCAUCUGAAGAGCUUGGGUAUUGAUACUGUUUCAGGUCUUCCUGGUGUCGGUCGAAAUUUGCAGGAUCAUCUGGUUCUGAAAGUGUAUUACAACUAUACAUCUAAUCACUUCCCGAAUGGCGGUUCAUUGCAGUCCAACGCUACGUACGCCACAGAACAACGCGCUUUCUACGACGCUGGAAAAGCAAGCGCAUUCGACCUCACUGGUACAACUGGCAAUCUCAUGAUCCAGCUACCGCUGUCAAACUGGACGAAUGACUCCGCAUCUAUCAUAUCUCGAGCAUCCUCACUCUCACCGACCGAUGUACUUGGAAAAGAUACCGACCCAUCAGUUCUCGCUGGCUACGAAAGACAGCGUGCCAUCAUCCUCAAGGACAUCAACGUAGAGGCCGUGGGCGGUCUAUCAUGGAACACCGGCCCAGAAACAAGCAUCUACAUGACCCGCCCUCUCAGCCGUGGUUCAAUCACCAUAAACUCAACCAACAUCUUCGAUGCUCCACUCAUCGAUUACGGCGCGCUGACAGACCCAACCGACCUUGAUAUUCUCUACGCAAUCUACAUGAAGAACCGCGAACUAAUGGCAACACCUGAUGUUGCCAUUCUCGGUCCCAUAGAGACAGCACCCGCACCGGGCAUCAGCAAUGAGCGAGAUAUCAAGGAGAAGAUCAAAGUGGCUUUGCAGCCAAGUAACGCGCAUCAGUGCUGCACUGCUGCUAUGAUGCCAAGAGAAGAUGGCGGGGUCGUCGACCGGCAGAACAGAGUCUAUGGCACAUUCGGACUGAGCGUGGUGGAUGCGAGUACGUGGCCGCUUGUUGCUGGUGGUGGGCCGCAGGCUAGUGUUUAUGCUGGAGCUGAGAAGGCCGCGGAUAUGAUCAAGAAGCGUCACGGAAUCGGCCUCAUGAUAGCUUACGCCCUCGCCUCCGCCGGCGCAUCCAAAGUAUACAUCCUCGGCCGCCGCGAAGAUAAACUAUCCACCGCAGCCUCUCAACACGAAAACAUCGUCCCACUCCAACGCGACAUUACAUCCAAAGCAUCCCUGCAAGCCGCCGUAGACUUCAUCACCCAAGACACAGGCUACAUCAACCUCCUGGUCGCAAACUCCGGUAUCUACGGCCCACCAUCAAGUUUCGUGCCCGGUUCAAGCGUCAAAGAGCUGCGAAAAUCCAUGUUCGAGAACACAUCUAUGGAAGAAUUCACGCAGACCUUCCACGUCAACACCACCGCGACGUAUUUCACCAUGCUGGCUUUCCUUGAACUACUGGAUGCAGGGGAUAAGGAUGCCACAGCCGGUGGGUUUGGUAAGCCACUGAAAGAAGGUAGCAAAGUACCAAGUAUCCAGUCCCAAGUCAUCAUCACAUCCAGCGUAGGCGCCUUCCUGCUACCGGGCUUGCGCCGCAUGGUAUCAGAGUCAAUGCUCUAG